Messenger RNA from Ambispora leptoticha, 276 nucleotides. Lineage: Eukaryota; Fungi; Glomeromycota; Glomeromycetes; Archaeosporales; Ambisporaceae. The record is from the annotation of a GenBank genome assembly.
AUGUCUAAUGUGGAAUUCAGCUAUCAAGCACGACGAAAUGUCAGAAUUCUAAGAGGCCUUGACGCUGAAAUGUUCGCUGAAAAGAAUGUCGCAUUACGUACAAAUAUCAAGGAUUGGAAUCUCGAAUAUUUGAGAUCAAACAUGGCGUUAGUUGGUCAAGAGCCGGUCCUUUUUGAUGCAACUGUUGGCGAGAAUAUUGCGUAUGGAAAAGGGGAUGUUCACAAGAAGAGAUUAUUGAAUCGGCAAAACGAGUUAAUAUUCAUAAUUUCGUUAUGA